This is a messenger RNA of Vitrella brassicaformis, 1364 nucleotides long. The record is from the annotation of a GenBank genome assembly. NCBI's taxonomy places the organism in Eukaryota, Vitrellaceae.
CUGGCGUGAACGAGCCGUCGUGUCGCAGCUUGCACAUCAGCGUGAACGAGCCGUCGGUGUCUAUCUGUCGCUUCCCCUGUCCCUCCGGAGUGACCAAUCAAGAUGAUUCACCGGAUCAGCGCGUCGUUUCCCUCCUCUCUGCUCUUCGUGUUGGUCUGCCUCGCCAUCACCUUCCAUGCCGGCGAGUCCUUCCUGCCAUCGACGCCAUCCCAUGGCCGUCUGUCGAGGCCGCUACGUGGCCGGCGUGUGUCGACUGCUCGACUGGCGGCACAAGAGGAGCAGCCAGCGGCGACGGCGACGAGAGAUAGCCUGCUGGUGGUGUGGGACCUCGACGAAACGUUGAUCUGCAGCCGUGAAAGAUACCCCAUCGAAAGGUCAACGAGAAGGCUGGAGGACCCCGAGGAGCCGCUCCCUGACGCAAGCCAGUGGAAGCCACUCCCGGAGGGGGCCCCUGUGUCUGACUUUUCGGUCGACCUGGUGCAACAAUAUGACGACAAGGUGGGCAUGGAAUCAUACGAAACACCGCAGUCGCAUUCAUUGUGUGCAUCUGCGAGGCGUUUAUUGACUGUCGUGUUGCCAUACUGUAGACCCGAUGGGUGGAGCGUUUCGACAUCUUCCUGCGGCCCGGUAGGGAUGCAGGCAGACAGGCAGGACCACAGACACGACACUCACCGUUCUGUCGCUGCCAAUGUGUGCAUGGCAGGUGCGCAGGAGCUGCUGCAGUGGUGCAAGGACCAAGGCUAUGAACAGGCCCUCUUCACUACCGCCAUCCAGCUGUACGCAGACAACAUCCUGGCCCAUCCCACCCUCGAUCCAUCAGGGGAGCUGCUUCCCCGACGGCUCUACCGAGGCGAUAUGGACGGAUACAGCUACAAGUCCCUAGCUCGACUGCGGCCUUGCCUGAAGCGUGCCGUGUUGAUCGACAACGCCAGGCGUUACCUGACAGAGGAGAACGGCAUUGGCGUCCCUGACUUUGUCCCGAAAUGGGCGCCGUCUAUACCCGAGGAGAACGAUGCGCUCAAGUCGCUGCUGACGGAGCUGGAUGAGCUCGAUGACGUGAGACCACGACUCAAGGAGCUGUGGAAAGAGGGGCGCUUCGAAUGUGGUCGAAGGGGCGACUGAGUUCUGGCGGACGGGUGCUGGGAUGGAUCAACUUCUGCCCCCGUGCUUAGGUAGACAGUUGUGCUUCUGAGGAUGCAUGUAGUUAUGAUGAAGGUCAUACACACACAGGUAGAGAUGGGUAGGUUGAUGGGUAGGUAGGACGUUGUGGGUGGGUGGACCCAUUCGUGAUGCGAAUGGUGACAUCCGACUGACGCUGGCUGGCUCGUUGGAUGCGUGAUGCUUCGAUUCAUGGCUUGUGUGAC